AUGGAGUUUGUCGAACCAUGUCGUUCUCUGCCUUGCUCGAGUCCAAUUCCAGAAUGCAGACCGAUAGGUAAGGUACACCGUCGACUCAGCUGCCAUCCGACCGCGCUACCAACUCGACCAUCAACGCCUCCAACGCAGCCAGCAAAACCCCUCGCGGAACCAUCCACGCCACCUGUCAGACGACAACCAGAGCAGGCUCCACCUUCAGUGCCUUCUCAGAAGUCGACUGCUGUGAUGGGACGAUCUCCUCCAUCUAACAGUCUUUCGAGGCCUCAACAGAAGGGAGUAUCCACCUCUGCUCUUCUUCCAAUUCGCAAUACUGCUGAAGUGAAGCCACCACCGCCUCCUUCUGCCAGUAUGCAGCAGGGAAUUUCUUUUGCGAGGUCUCGCUCUUCGAAUGCAGCACCGAGAUCAUCAUCGUCGUCUUCACGUACGAGCAGUCUUCCUUCACGUGUCACUAGCACUUCUGCAUCGAAUCCAUCAUCUUCGGGAAGAUCAUCAACUGCGACCUGCUCCGGUGUGGUGUGUCCAUUUGGCAGCGUCUGUCACAUUAUUGAUGGUACUCCACAGUGUGGUUUUGCAA
This is a messenger RNA of Ostertagia ostertagi, 583 nucleotides long. The record is from the annotation of a GenBank genome assembly. NCBI's taxonomy places the organism in Eukaryota, Metazoa, Nematoda, Chromadorea, Rhabditida, Trichostrongylidae.